This is a messenger RNA of Hippocampus comes (tiger tail seahorse), 1055 nucleotides long. It is a transcript of the gene cks1b, whose product is annotated as CDC28 protein kinase regulatory subunit 1B. Gene Ontology annotation, molecular function: cyclin-dependent protein serine/threonine kinase regulator activity. The transcript is spliced from 4 exons. The record is from RefSeq and is a predicted model, not a curated record. NCBI's taxonomy places the organism in Eukaryota, Metazoa, Chordata, Actinopteri, Syngnathiformes, Syngnathidae. Bases 280 to 513 code for a protein of 77 amino acids.
GAAGACCCCGUUGAGAGACUUCAUCACUCUGCGACGGGCCAAUUGGACCAAUAGAAGCGUCGGCUUUCUAGACGUGUCAGCCAAUGAGAAGAGGCCAGGUCCAUUUGAAUGGUGAGAAGCGGGCUCUCGUUGUCAUUUAAGUGCGAAACUAAGCGAGCGUUGCAAUUCGAGCACUCAAAAAGAAAAAGAGAAAGAAACCAACUAAAUUCAGUCCCUCUCCGAGAAAUCAGCUGUCCCUGACGUUUUCCAGUCCCUCCCGCCCUCCACCAGGCUGCCAGCAUGUCGCACAAACAGAUCUACUACUCUGAUAAAUAUGACGACGAGAAAUAUGAAUACAGACAUGUCAUGCUGCCCAAAGAUAUUGCCAAGCGUGUACCAAAGACUCAUUUGAUGUCAGAGUCUGAAUGGAGGAACCUUGGUGUGCAGCAGAGCCAAGGAUGGGUUCACUACAUGAUCCACCAGCCAGAGCCACACAUCUUGCUCUUCAGGCGCCCCCUGCCCAACCAAAAGUAAAACAAACUCAAAUGUAGCGGUCAUGCUGCUGGAUUACAAAUCUCUUGCGUGGUGCUGGCCUGACUUGAAAUGUGAGAGAAUCAGGUCGUGGACUGGAAAGGGCUAUCUUGAAAUGAACUGAACAAUGGGGAUAUGAAAUAAUGGAGGGAAAAAAAUCAACUCACUUGUGAAGGCAGAAGAAAGACUUCUGCUCAUUUGCUGUCUGCUUCAAUCUCUAAUCUUUUUGUCCAAGUUGCCUGCAUUUUUUUUUUUUUUUUUAAAUAAACUUACUGGGUCGAGAGCUGAAGAAAAAGCCACAUAUGGAUCGUCACUUGUGGUCCAUCAAACAUCAUCAUGGACAUGCGGCGUGACUUGUUGCUGCUGGGUGGAAAUGAACGUUUCACUUUUUUUUUUUGGUCGUCAUGAAAGCUGCUUCGGCGAAUUUGACAGUCCUCGUUUUCUAUUUUUCCUGAGGGAGAGAGCGUUGGCUUCCUGUGAACACGAGCUGCUCUGUAUAUAUGAAUGUUUUGCCAUUUCUGAAAUAAAUGUCCAAUGUUUUGAAA